Symbiodinium pilosum is the source of this 3915-nucleotide messenger RNA. NCBI's taxonomy places the organism in Eukaryota, Dinophyceae, Suessiales, Symbiodiniaceae. The record is from the annotation of a GenBank genome assembly.
AUGCACAUGGAGAACUAUCAGAAAACCGGAGACAAGUGUGGGGAGGCUACAAUGAAGCUUGCGUUGGCCAACGUUUACCUGGAAGCCAACCGCCUCCAGGAUGCCCUGCGAUGGGCCAUGGAGGCUCAAGAGGAGUUCAAGGCCUCCCAGCUAGAGGAGAAAGAGGUCUCCGCUUACUUGACAAUGGCAAAGGCCCUGCUGGCCAAGUGCGACGCGGCCGAGGCCUUGCAGACAUCGCAGAGAGCACUAGCUAUUGCAGAAGAGGUCGGGGACAUGAGGGGCGAGGCGCUUUCCUUGCAGUGUCUGGCCAAGGCCCUGUGCCAGAGCCAGGAGAUAAAGGAGGCCAUCGAUGCCGCCAGGAAGUCGCUGACCAUCUUCCGCCAGUCGUCUGACUACAAGCAGCAGGCAGCGUCACUGCUUGCAGUGGCCUCCAUUCACUUGGCCCGUGAGCGGCCGCAGGAUGCGCUGCGAAGUGCUAAGGAUGCACAGCACCUCUCAAAGCGGAUCGGCGAUUCCAGAGGAGUGGCGCAUGCCCUGGUCGUAGUGGCCGAGGCUCAAGUAGAAAACGACGAGCAGCGUGAGGCGAUGGUCUUGUUGAAGGAGGCGCAGGACCGAUACCAGGCUUUGAAGGAUGUCCGCGGAGAAGUCGAAGCACUUCGGGUUAGAGCCAAGGCUGAGAGCUCCAUGUGCAAGCGCAACGAGGCGCUUUCCUCCCUUCAGGAGGGUGUUGAGCUGGCAAGACGCAUCGACGACAAGGUGGCGGAGGCGACGCUUCUCCGUCAGACUGCACGGGUCAAGAUGAACCUGCUGCGCUUGGAGGAGUGUGAGCAGCAUCUGAACGAAGCCCAGGGCCUUUUUCGUGAUGCACAGCACUGGCGUGGAGAGGCAGAUGUGCUAGAGCUGCUGCUCCGGCAGCAGAUCCAGGUAACCUCGAGAGAUGCUGUGGGAACGGCGGAUGAGUGGCGGGCUCUCUUCUACGACGCAGGCGAUCGGAAGGGUGAGGCAAACUGCUUGCGCGAAGCAGCGCGGAUGUUCUUCACAGCUGGCUACGAGCAAGAUGCAGAGUCAAGGGCCCAAGAGGCACUCGCUAUAUUCCAGGAGCUCGAGGAUCAGACAGGUGAAGCUCGAACACAACUGCUUCUGGCCGAGGUCCACUCAGGAUUUGGAGACGUGCGCCGCGGAGUACAGACGGCGGAGGAAUCCCUGGAGCUCUUCAAGCGGAUUGAGGAUCCCAAGGGCCAAAGCGAUGCCUACGCGGUCCUUGCACGAGUGCAGAUGCUCGAAGAUGGUGGAGAUGCAGAGGAGGCUGCUUCUGCUGCGGAGAAGUCCUAUCAGCUUGUGAAGCGAGCGCGGAAAGGAUGGGCGACGCGCCGCAUCGAAGUGAUCUCUCUCCAGCUCCUAGCCGAAGCAGGGGUGGCCAAACUGGUCAAACUGGCAGGGGAUGAGGACGUCCAGGACAAGAGCCAGGAAGAGCAGGACAUGUUGCAGGGCAUUUUUGACAAGGCGCACCGAGCUGCAGAAAUGGCGGUAGAUCGUGCCGGCUCCAUGGAUGAUCGCCGCAUGGAGGCUAGCGCAAUGCGCACCUUGGCCAAUGUCUGCCUUGUUUGCAGCGAUACGGAGACGGCUGCCGAAGCAGCCAGAGAGGCCUUGAAGAUUGCCCAGGAGGUUGGAGACAAGAAGCUGGAAGGUACCAUGCUCUGCAUCAAUGCAGAGGUGAACGUUGUGGAAAACUAUAUGGGCAAGGCGAAUGAGCAGGCGAAGCAGGCGCUUGGCAUCUUCCGUGAGUUACGGGAUGCUGAGGGCGAGGAGUAUGCAAAGAGCAUUCUGGACCAGAUGUAUGGCACUUCCAGGGGAGGUGUUGCAGCAGGACCGGGUGCUGGAGUCCCAGCUUACGAGACUGGGAUGCCCACAGCAGCAGCUGCUGCAUCUUCUGUGGCCAUGGCCGUGUCAGAGGGGCCAACGCGGGAGUACAUCAUGGAAGGCCUGCGCCAGCUUUCCAAGAAUGUUGUGGGUGACGACAUUGAUAUGGAUUCGCCACUCAUGGAAGCUGGAAUGGACAGUCUGUCCAGUGUCGAGUUCCGCAACCAGGUCCGAAAUUUGGUACCCGGCAUCAAUUUGCCUGCCUCUAUGGUCUUCGAUUACCCGCUGGACGCGGAGAUGAAGGGCUUCGUCGAUGGUUGCAUGGCAAAGCUCGGAGCGGCAAUGGACCAGGUGGUCGGGGCUACGGCAGUGGAUCUGGACUCCCGCUUUGCUUCCAUUCGCACAAAGGAGACGAACAUCGGCAACUUUGUCACGGAUGUGAUGCGGCACGCCCUGAAGGCGGACGUAGCGAUGCUCAAUAGUGGCACUUUGCGGGCAGAUGCCGUUAUCGAGCAAGGUGAAAUCAAAGUCAGGGAUCUGGUGAAUCUGCUACCCAUGCUGGACGAGCUGUGCUUGUUACAGCUUUCUGGGGCGCAGGUUCUGGAGGCGCUGGAGAAUUCUGUCUCACAGUACCCUCGUCUUGAGGGCCGGUUUGCGCAGGUCAGUGGCGUGUCCUUUCAGUUCGAUGCGGCAAAGCCGCCGAACCAUCGGAUCGUUGAUGGCAGCGUGCGGAUCGGCACAGACCUUCUCGAUUUGGAGAAGAAUUACAAGCUUUGUACAAAGGACUACCUGCGCCAAGGGAAAGACGGCUACGACGUCUUCAGGGAAGGCAUCUGCCUUGCGGAUGGUGAAACGGCCGGGAUCCUGCCCUCGCUGGUGAGGGACUGCUUUGCAAAUCUGGACAUGCUGAACGGGGAGAGCGAUGUGGCGAAGCGUUCCUCCACCUUCAACGCGGUCAGGAUGCUGGAGACUUUUAGCCCAUCCAAAGUCGGUGAUGGACCCGAGAUGCUCAAGCGGUAUGCCAUUGAUCCCGUGGUUGAGGUCGUUUCUUCUCUUUUUCUGAAGCUGGCGGAGGACAAGGUUCUGUUGAAGGGAACAGGAUUCGUCGCCUGGCGCUUCACUUUGCGCGACCUCUGGUUGCAGCGGCUACAGCUUCACAAGAGGAAAAGGAAGCACAUGCUGCUUGGCAGAGCACAACAGUUGCCCACAGUAAAGUCUUUCGUGAAAGGGCUGCUGGCUCAUCUCCUCAUUGUCCCACCUUGGGUCAUCCCACCAGGGUUACUUCUGGGCAGUUUGCUAACUGCUGGAGCUCCUUUUGGCGCAAAGGGCCUCGUGGCCACCAUGGGUGUCGGAACUGGACUCAUGGCGGGUCCCAAGGCACUGCGACCUGCUUUGUGUGCGUUGGUCUUGCUCUUGGCAGCCAAAGCGAAGAAGGGCACAGCGAUGGCCGGGGCUAUCUUUGCCUCAUUCCUGACAUGGCUGGUCACUCGGUCGGGAACCAUUUCUCCAAAGCCUGAGUUCUUCCGCUUCGUCAGCACGUGGGCAAAGGACUUCUACACUGAAACUGCAUUGCGCGGUGCCUUGAGCGACAUCCGACCUACGAAGAGCUUCUUCGGCUUCCAUCCGCACGGAUGUCUCUGUGCUGGGUUCACCAUCAAUGGUGCCUACAACCCAGACUUCAUCCGAGCCGCCACCCGAGUGGCGUGGCUAUGUGACAACAACCUGAGGCACAAGAACCCUGGUUUUCAGCUGAUGAGCGAGGCAUACCAAGCCGAGGACAGAGCAAUCGAGGCCUGUGAUCCUGAAGGUUUCAAGCUGCAGAUGUCCAAAGGUGUGAAUGUCGCUUUCAUUCCCGGCGGCUUUCUGGACGCAGUUGCCUUCGAGUUUGGUAAGGAUGUCUGCGUCCUUCGCAAGAAGAAGGGCUUCAUCAAGUACUGCCUUCAGUGCCUCGGACGAAAGGCACCAAGAUUGUCCAAUCACAUCCAAUCAACUGCACGAGCGAGGUACGGAUACCGCGCCCACCCUGUUUACACCUUCGGAGAAUGUGAGACGUAG